Molecule: messenger RNA, 1506 nt
Organism: Pundamilia nyererei
Lineage: Eukaryota; Metazoa; Chordata; Actinopteri; Cichliformes; Cichlidae
Product: dihydropyrimidinase-related protein 2-like
Exons: 9
Cellular component (GO): cytosol
Molecular function (GO): hydrolase activity, acting on carbon-nitrogen (but not peptide) bonds, in cyclic amides
Source: RefSeq, a predicted model, not a curated record
ACUGGUUUGUUUCAGGAGCAGAAGAAGCUUCUCUGUCUUGGCAUUACUGGACCUGAAGGACAUGUUAUAUCGCACUCAGAAGAGGUAGAGACUGAGGCAGUGUAUCGGGCCAUCACCAUUGCCAAACAGUCCAACUGCCCGCUGUACAUUACCAAGGUAAUGAGCAAAUCUGCUGCUGAUGUCAUCGCCAAAGCCAGGAAGAAAGGCAUGGUGGUGUAUGGGGAACCAAUCACAGCUGGCCUGGCUACCGACGGCUCCCAUUAUUGGUCGAAAGACUGGGCCAUAGCUGCUGCCUUCGUCACAAGCCCGCCCCUUAACCCUGAUCCUUCGACUCCGCAGUACUUGACCUCCCUGUUAGCAUGUGGAGACCUCCAAGUAACCUCCAGCGCUCAGGCCAGCUUUUCCACCGCUCAGAAAGCUGUUGGUAAAGACAACUUCACUUCGAUUCCAGAGGGAACUAAUGGCAUAGAGGAGAGGAUGUCUGUGGUCUGGGACAGAGCAGUGGCCACUGGAAUGAUGGAUGAGAAUGAGUUUGUUGCAGUAACCAGCACCAAUGCUGCAAAGCUCUUCAGCAUGUAUCCACGAAAAGGUCGGAUCGCUGUUGGAUCUGAUGCUGAUAUUGUCAUCUGGAAUCCGAAGGAGACACGAAUCGUUUCUGCAAACACUCACAACCUGAACCUAGAGGUCAACAUCUUUGAGGGUUUGGAGUUUCGGGGAGUGGCAUCGGUGGUGAUCAGCGGCGGACGAGUUCUUCUGGAGGACGGAAAACUCAACGUGACCGAAGGUUCAGGACGCUUCAUUCCCAGGAAGGCUUUUCCUGAUAUCGUGUACAAGAGAAUCAAAGCCCGUAGCAAGAUGGCCGAAACUCGCGGUGUCCCCCGUGGAAACUACGAUGGUCCAGUCCAUGAUGUCAUCAGCAUGACUAAAUCAGUCCCACCCACCCCGACCACCAGGGGGCCCCCAUGUCCAAAAACCCUGACUGGCCCCCGAAAUCUCCACCAGUCGGGAUUCACCCUCGCAGGAACUCAGAUUGAUGACCACAUACCACGGCGCUCUGCUCAGAGGAUUGUGGCACCUCCUGGUGGACGAUCCAACAUUACGUCAUUAUCCUAAAACUGGAAGAAUGAAGCAGUCGCUGUGAGACUGUCCAACAGUCCUUACAAUGACUACUAGCGCUUCAUAAUAGUAAUAUUUCAUCAUGAACUCAAAUGCAACCCUCCAAACAACCCUACAGCUAGUGUUAAAAUCUUAAACUACUAAAUCCUAAAUUGAAAGCUCCUGAGUCGUCUAAUUGUACUUUUAUAAAGCUGUAGUAUUUCAGCUAGUAGAAAAUGACAAUGCAACUCGAUAAAUACCAGUAAGCCCUGCUUACACUGAACUACUUCACGUUUCUAAGAUAGCAGUACUCCAGCAUAUAAAAGCAUCAAGUACAACUAAGACUGCAAGUUACUAAACAAUAGGGGUGCAACGAUACACAAAAUUCACGGUUCGGUUCGAUACUUUGGU